Molecule: messenger RNA, 2146 nt
Organism: Prorocentrum cordatum
Lineage: Eukaryota; Dinophyceae; Prorocentrales; Prorocentraceae
Source: the annotation of a GenBank genome assembly
GUUUUACCCCUUCAAGUUGUUCGGUCUGCUCGGCGACGAGCGCGAGAGAGUGGCAGCCGAAAUGCUCGAUGACAGACCGUGUGUGCGAGACCAGUGGUCGAACGCCAUGCUCGAGGCGUACGGCGGGGACCCGCUGUCAGCCGACUUGCUUGCCCACUUGCGAGCCACGGCCACGUAUGCGAGGGAGGAGACAGUGCAGAUUGAAGCUAAGCACGCUACGUCGCGGCGUCGGCUCAUCGGCUUGAGCGUGCAGUCCAAGCGGGUGAGCGUCGAGCGGUUGAACGCUGACAAGUUGCAUUCUGAGAUGCGGAAGUUGCCAGGGCAGCGAGUUGAGGUCGACGGUGGCGGCGCGACCCUUGCGCGCCCUGAGAGGCCAGAUGGGAGGCGCAGGAGACGUCUCCACAGCGCGUGGUCCGUUUACUGUAGUGACCAGCUGCGGGCCCGUGCGUGCACGUCCUUCUCUGAGUGCUCGGAGGCUUACCAAGCGCUGUCAGGCCCUGACAAGCGCGCCUUGAAGCAACGUGCUGAUGACACGAAUGCCCUGGAAACUGCAAUCGGGGACGACGGCGGUGCGCCUGUCGCCAGCCACGCUGCUCGGGACAUCACGUUGGCCCAGCUUGCCGACCGCAUUGAGUCCGAGGCGCAGCGCUUGGGAGACACGGUGGACAACCCUUUCCAGUUGGCCGCCCGCAGAGUGUCCAGUGAAGUUGCAUUCAGCGGCGACUUGGGCAACACCGCAGAGUGCGUUCCAAUCGAUGGCUUGCGCCAUUGCAAGAAGGCGUGGCGAGCCGCAUCCAUGUUAUCGAGGCGGAUAUCUGAUGGGGAGCGCAGAAGGUUAGAGGCGUACCAGCUCAGCACAGGCGGUUUGCAGGAAUACUUAGAGAGAUGCGCGCCCGUGAUGGAUACUGACAUGCUGCAGCGAAGUUGGUCGGACCCACAACCUGAACCUUCGUACCAUAGGGUUAUGUGGUCACCGCCUGACUUGGCGAACGUGGCUCACCGCCUUGCGGCCUUGGACCCAGCAACGCGCCCAGUGAAGACGUUAUUCAAGGCAGCUUCCGAAGCCUGGCGCUCAGCCAAUUUGCCGGUCCGCACCGUUGCAUGGAGCAGAGAGCCGCCACUGACACACCGCAAGUGCCAUGAUGCUGGGAUGUGCAUUUGCAGUGGGCAGGGCCGCAAGAUUGCCAGGUGCAUCGGCAACCUUGUCUCUGCGACCAAGGCAGCGUGCCCUGCUGGCUCGACUGAGCGAUCUAGUUUAUUGGCUGCUCGGGUUGUUGUCCUCCUGAUAGGGCGCGAUCCCCCGCUGGCACUGGAAGACCAUGAACGUUGCGAUGCAGGCUCGCACCAGUCCAAGUGGCUCUUGAUCGGUGACGUUCACCAGCGGCCGUGGCGCCUUGAUUUCAGCAUACUGGUGGCAGGAGAUGGCUUUUCACUGGAUGUUCGCGAGGGGCGGGCUGCUUUCGAGAAUGACGUCAUGCUUGAUUAUGCGUACUCCGAGAGUAUUGACGUGCGGGCUCUGGGGGACUUGGAUUUAAAAUUGACAUGGCACGCUUGUUUCUGGAUUGCGAAGGACAAGGACGGCGUCCUCGAUGCCGUGCGCCCACGGCGCCUGAAUACAUCGCUUUUGGGCGACGGCUUGCUGCGGCUUAUCUGGGAGCCGCCUGCUGCGAGAGAGCCGCGCGGCAGCUGGGGCGCCUUGGCCGCCAUCGACGACGACGGCAGCGACUCUGGCGCAGAGGGCGGCGGCGACGUGGGCGAAGACGAGGGCAGCGCGGGCGGGUACGGCGACUCGAUCAGCAUGCGGCUCGGUGGCGGGACCUUGGUCUGGUAUGCGGCCAGCCGCCGCAUGUUCGCGCUGUGCGACUGCGUGGACCACGGCGGCAGGGCCGUGUGCAAAGUCAAUCGGCAGUGCUUCGCGGGAGCCAGGCGCUGGGUCGGCAGGCCUGCUGGUUUCUUGGCGGCGUGGCUCCUGUCACGCGAUGACUAUGUCGGGGCCAGGGAGCACAUUUUUCAUUGCCGCCCCUCGUAUCUACGGAGGAGGGCGGCCCGCGAUGCGUUGAAGGCCACGGCUGAUGGCCGCCUUCUUCUGUCAAAAGAGAGAGACAAGGUUGACGGCGAGGAUAGCGAGUGCGAUACGUUCAGGUAA